Hyaloscypha bicolor E is the source of this 2399-nucleotide messenger RNA. RefSeq lists its product as uncharacterized. The transcript is spliced from 2 exons. The coding region runs from base 478 to 2103 and encodes 541 amino acids. NCBI's taxonomy places the organism in Eukaryota, Fungi, Ascomycota, Leotiomycetes, Helotiales, Hyaloscyphaceae. The record is from RefSeq and is a predicted model, not a curated record.
AACUGACAUACGAUCGAACGCAAGCCUCAUGCUCCGACCCAUUCUGCAGGAUUCGCAUAGUCUUUGCACACGCCUUUGCAUCCACCCGGCAAGUGCCAAGUGAAGUAGUUUCUCGGUGCUGAAGUAAGUGAAGCAUGCAGCAUGAUGUCACGCAAACUUCGACUUUUGAGAAACAGCCGGCCCAGACCCAGACAAAAAGAGGAGCGCACCACGCCACAUCAACUGCGACUAAAAGCAUAGGGGUGAGGAGUGUGUCCCCUUCAUUGGCGAUAUCUUCACUAGAUGAUGAGCUAUUGAGCAGAUCGAUUCCGAGGACCCUGCAAGUCUGCAGUCUGCCCAUCCAGCUUUCUCCCCCUAUAACACCACUAGGAUAUCUCUCUGAAGGAUCCCCGCAUUCCUCCCAGAAUUUCGCAGGAUAUCUUCCUUCUGCCUCUCAACAAACCGCCAACUGGUUGAGAGCAUCUCGAACUUGCCAACAUGGUGUCUCUUUGGGGUUCUUCGAAGAAGGAUGAUGACCAUGAAGCGGCUCGAUCGCAGAACGGAGAGUCCAGUGAGCACAUUGCUCAGCCACGAGUUUCCGAAGCAGAUGAGCGCACUCGACUGCUUCCUCCUCAGACUCAUGAAGCAUACCUGAGCCCAGAUGAUCCAGCUGUUUCCCCUUACAAUCUCUGGAGCGUGCGAUGGUUGAGAUACUUUACCGUCUUCUUCUCCUUAUUGACUUUCCUCUGGUGGGUGCUAUUGUUGGUAUCAAUAUUCGUCAGCCCGCCAGGAAUGCAUGCUCGCGGGUCAGGCUUCUUCGACUUCUCUUAUACAACCCUGACGUUGGGCUUGCUCCUUAUUGUCCUCCUCUUCUUCUCUACGCCGUCCAAGGCUGCACAAGUAACUUGCUUGGUCAUUGCAGUCAUCCUACUGAUUGAUAUGAUCCUCAUUCUUGCUGUGCCAAGACUUCGAGUCGAGGAAGGGUGGGUUGGAAUUGCGAGCGUCGUGUGGGCUGUACUGAUCAGUGUCUGGACCGUCUUCACCGACAGGAUUGUUAGCUGGGGCAAACGCGAGGAGGAGGAGCGUCUGACCGGUCGUCCCGAAACUCGCCGUACUCUGCGAGAGUGGUGCUCGGUCCUUACCUCCACUGUGAUCUUGGUCAUCAUCGCAGUCGUUGCCGUUCUCCUUUCCGCUACCUUGAUGCUUCGAUCGCGGGAUGCCUCUCUUGCGCCGCCAGGAGAGCGAUACUAUGUCGACGGCGAUAAAUACCAGAUCCAUGUCUUCUGCACUGGCAACUCAACCGAUUCUAAAGGCAAGAAGUUGCCUACUGUUCUGUUCGAGGCCGGAGAUGGCCCUUUUGAAGGAGGCAUGAUCCAGGUCGCGGAAAAUGGUAUUGCAAAUGGUAGCAUCAGCCGAUACUGUUACUCGGAUCGUCCAGGGAUUGCUUGGUCUGACAAUGCUCCAUCUCCAUUCUCGGCUGGAAUGGCAGCGGACGUUCUCUCCGAAGCUCUGGCCCGUGCUGGAGAAGAAGGUCCAUGGAUUCUCGCAAGUGCUGGUGUCGGAAGCAUCUACAGCCGUAUCUUCUCUUCCCGCCAUGGGCGUGAUGUUUCUGGUCUCUUGAUGAUCGACCCCCUUCAUGAAGAUCUCCUCUACCGCAUCGGCUCUCCUAACCGAGGUUUUCUUCUUUGGGCAUGGGGCAUCAUCUCUCCGCUAGGCCUGGACCGCCUCCCUGCAGCUCUCUUCAAAGGUCGCACUCGCGAGGAUCGUGUCUAUGGUCGUUCAGCCUACCAAAGUGGAAAGUACAUCAAGGCCAAACUCCAAGAGUCUCUGGUUGCCAACUCCUUAACCAAGAACGAAGUCAGCAGUGCAAGAAACAUUCAAUUCGACAAAACACCACUGGUGAUCAUCAGCUCAGGCAUCGAAGUCCGAAGAGACAGUGAGUGGGAGAAGAAACAGAGAGACUUGACUCACUUGACCAGAAAGCUUGUGAGCUGGGAUAUCGUCACCAAGGCCCCAGGAGAGGUAUGGAAGACUUAUGAUGGACGGGAGAUGAUUGAGAAGAGAUUGAAGGAAUUGGUCCACGCAGAAAGGACCCAGGGGGAAUAUGAGUACACAACAGAGUGAGUGAAGAUUGAAGAACAGCACACAGAGAGAAGAGGUGGCCAGCGUAUUUCUUUUCCAUGCAUUUUGUCUUGCAUAUUAGCUCAGGAGCAUUUUCAUUUGCGUUGGUUUCGUGAUACUCCACGCUAGUUCUCAGAUGUAUAUUAGACUUUCCACUUUGGUCAGUCGUCUCUUUGGUAAACAGGACACUCGAGGUCCAAAAUCCACAGGAGAAAUGUGGAUGAUGAAUCAAAAUUGAAUACGAUAGAGGAAAUAAUUUUUACCAACGACUUGUGGGAUCCCUACUUCCAGUUCAGGAG